Corvus hawaiiensis (hawaiian crow) is the source of this 989-nucleotide messenger RNA. It is a transcript of the gene CLXN, whose product is annotated as calaxin. Gene Ontology annotation, molecular function: calcium ion binding. The record is from RefSeq and is a predicted model, not a curated record. Bases 198 to 818 code for a protein of 206 amino acids. The transcript is spliced from 6 exons. NCBI's taxonomy places the organism in Eukaryota, Metazoa, Chordata, Aves, Passeriformes, Corvidae.
CAGAAGUAUUUUUAGUGAAAUGCAGUUAUUUUAGUUUUUACAACUGCAGUUUUUUAAAAUGCGUGUUAAGACUUGAUCUUUGUUUUGCCUGCGUGUGUUUACGUACGACCCGCCCGUGCGGCACAGCGGCACCGCGAGGCCGCGGCCGCCCCCCCGCGUUGCCAGGGCAGCGGCGGCGGGACCGGCUCCCGGCCGCCAUGAGCAGGAAGGGGGUGAAGCUGCUGGUGGACUCGCUGACCCGAUCCUCCAAGCACUUUAACAAAAGCGAAGUGGAAUGUCUGGUCAAUCUCUUCGACACGCUGGUGGCCAAGGCCAGAAGCGACUUUGCUGGGGUCGGCUUUAACCGCGUCGUGUUCCGAGACACCCUGCACAGCGCCUUUGGCAUGACGGAUGACGUGGCGUUGGACCGAGUGUUCAGCAUUUUUGAUAGAGACAACGAUGGCUGCAUCACUGUGGUGGAAUGGGUGGAAGGCUUAGAGGUGUUACUUCGGGGGACACUGGAUGAGAAGAUAAAAUACUGUUUUCAAGUUUAUGACCUGAAUGGUGAUGGAUACAUUUCGAGAGAGGAAAUGUUUCAAAUGCUGAAAAACAGCCUUCUCAUACAAUCAGCAGAUGAAGAGCCUGAUGAGGGAAUUAAGGACUUGGUAGAGAUAGCACUGAAGAAAAUGGACCAUGAUCACGAUGGCAAGCUUUCUUUUACAGACUUUGAAAAAGCAGUCAGAGAUGAAAACCUUCUCUUAGAAGCCUUUGGACCGUGUUUGCCAGACAUAAAGAGCAGUAUGUCAUUUGAGCAGAAAAUUUUCCGGGCAAACUCCUAAAUAGUAACUCCAAGUUGUAACUCCAUUGUUGAAUACUGUUAAUAGGGGUCUUCGUCUUCACCAUUCUUCGUGAUCUAGUAAAAACAGUAAUAGCUUCAAGUUGCUCCUGUGUUUCAGUAUUCCUUUGCUGUAAAAGCUAUUGAAUAAAUAGAAUUUACUUCUGUAACUCUA